Molecule: messenger RNA, 1212 nt
Organism: Dermacentor albipictus
Lineage: Eukaryota; Metazoa; Arthropoda; Arachnida; Ixodida; Ixodidae
Source: RefSeq, a predicted model, not a curated record
AUGAGCUUCACCGGGCUUGCUCCGCCACCGUUUUUUCUUCCGACGCUCGGCCGUCCGUCAUUGUCACGGGAGCAGUGGGAGCAGAUGUUCAACGUGUACUUGCUGGCAUCCGGAGCCGCCGCAUUCAAGCCGCAGCAACGCAAGGCUAUUCUUUUGCAUUGCUUGGGGGCGGAGGGCCAGCGUAUUUAUCAGACGCUACAUGCAGGGACCAGCGCCGCAGCACCGGCAGCGCCAAGUGCCACAGCACUCGCUGAUGACAAGUCUGUCGUGGCCCCUCCUGACGAAUACGACUUUGCACUCGCCGUAUUACGGCACCAGUUUUCGACGUCGCGCAACGUUAUCAUCGAGCGUCAUCGCUUUCACCGCCGCAGCCAACACACAGGCGAGUCCGUUCAUGACUUUGUUGCCGCUCUACGGGAGAUAGCAUCACAUUGUUCGUUUGCCUCGCAAGAUGAUGCCCUGCGAGACCAAUUCGUUGCCGGCGUAGCUUCCACUCGCGUACGUGAGCGGUUACUGCUCGAGGGUUCCGCACUUUCGUUCGAGAAUUCUGUUCGAAUAGCACUUCAGUUUGAGCAGGCGGCUGAAGAGCUAAAGGAGCUUUCUGCUUCAGUCGAAGCAAUUUCGUUGCGGAUGCGUCGAAAACCAUCGUCGCAUUCUUCGAAAAAAAGGAAUUCGCAACCGGCAGCCACCUUAGAGCAGAAUUUAACGAGUAGCGCGGGUGGCUCACCACCUACCUCGGAGGCAGAGAUUGCUAAGCAGGAAGGAAUUGUCUUGUUCAUUGAGCCAGCCUGCGUGACAAAGGAGGAGCUCAGGCAGGCCGCCCUCGACGACAGCUGCCUGGAAACCUUCAAGUCAUUCGUGCUGAAUUCCUGGCCGCCAAAGAAGUCCAUACCAGAAGAGGCGAAACCAUUCUACGCCAUUCGGGAAAAUCUUUCUGUUGUCGAUAACCUGCUUCUGCGUGGAGAGCGCCUCGUCGGUCCGUGCUCCCUCACGGCUCAGAUCAUCGGCACCGCGCACGAGACACAUCGGAGUAUCACGCGCACGAAGGCGCGACUGCGUGAGCGGUUCUGGUGGCCACGAAUGGAUAAGCAUGUGGAAACGGCAUUAAAAAGUGAUAUAUCUGCCUGGAGGCAGAUAGGUCCGCCAAAACAUCACCAGCACAAUUGCAACCUCUUGAAUGGCCUGAGCGACCAUGGCAAAAGCUUGGCCUAG